AUGAACCGCCUCUUCGCACCGCGUGCCCUCUCCCACGUCCCGGGGCCCUCCACCAUCCGCCCCGAACUCGCACGAUGCCGCAUCAUCUAUAAUACUCCCACCGCGCAAUCGCAAUCGCAAUCGCAAUCGCAACAACUUCGUUUCUUCCAAAACCUCUCGCCGCAAUUCCACCGCCGAGACCAAAAACGAACCUUCCUUUCCUCAUUUAUCCCCUCCCCCCCUCAAUCAUCCAACAAUGGCAACAACAACAACAACAACAAUGGGCACGACAAAGCCCGCAUCCUAACCGCCUCCCGAACACUCCCCUACAAGCCGGAACCCCUCUUCAACGUUAUCUCCUCCGUCGAAUCCUACGAGCAAUUCCUGCCCUUCCUCACGGCCUCAACCGUCACAGCACGUGACUCCGAAACAGGUCUUCCGAGCCAGGCAUACCUAACAGUCGGAUACGGGCCUCUCAGCGAGACGUUCACAUCAAAGGUUGACUGUGACCGCGCGAGAUGGGUUGUUGAGGCGAGGAGUGGCGAGCGGUUUGUUCAGCAAGCACCGAAGAAAGAGGCGUCCGGGUUAGGGGCGUUGGCUAGCCUUGCGGGGUUUCCGGGCGCGGAUGAGGGGAUCUUUGAAUAUUUGAGUACGCGGUGGGAAUUGGUUCCUGAGGCUGAGGCGAGCACCACGGUUAAACUGGAGAUUCGGUUUGAAUUUAAGAAUCAGUUGUAUGUGAGUAUGAUGAGUGCGGUGGAGGGGCAGAUGGCGCGGAUUAUGAUUGAGGCGUUUGAGAAGAGAAUUCGGGAGGUGCAUGGACGGUGA
This is a messenger RNA of Aspergillus mulundensis, 804 nucleotides long. RefSeq names its product ubiquinone-binding COQ10-like protein. Gene Ontology annotation, molecular function: ubiquinone binding. Gene Ontology annotation, cellular component: mitochondrion. Gene Ontology annotation, biological process: cellular respiration; ubiquinone biosynthetic process. The record is from RefSeq and is a predicted model, not a curated record. The transcript has a single exon. Lineage: Eukaryota; Fungi; Ascomycota; Eurotiomycetes; Eurotiales; Aspergillaceae. Bases 1 to 804 code for a protein of 267 amino acids.